This is a messenger RNA of Lodderomyces parapsilosis, 558 nucleotides long. RefSeq lists its product as uncharacterized. NCBI's taxonomy places the organism in Eukaryota, Fungi, Ascomycota, Pichiomycetes, Serinales, Debaryomycetaceae. The record is from RefSeq and is a predicted model, not a curated record. Gene Ontology annotation, molecular function: zinc ion binding; nucleic acid binding. The coding region runs from base 1 to 558 and encodes 185 amino acids. The transcript has a single exon.
AUGGGAAGAUACAGCGUCAAGAGAUAUAAAACAAAGAGGAGAACGCGGGACUUGGACCUUAUAUAUAACGAUUUGUCCACUCCAGAAUCCAUCAACAACUUGAAGAAUCAACCGUUGGAUGAGUAUAAACCUGGUUUAGGCCAAUAUUAUUGCAUAGAAUGUGCCAAAUAUUUUGAAAAUCAAAUAAGUUUGGACAGGCAUCAAAAAUCCAAGAUUCAUAAAAGAAGAGUCAAGCUACUCAAGGAACGUCCGUACACUCCGUUGGAGGCAGAGGCAGCUGGUGGAGUUAACAUGGAGAAAUUUAUUCAGUCUGUCGAAAAAUAUAAACAAUUGGAACAAUACAAAGCUGCAAAUAAAGUCGUUUACGAAGCUGCGAAUAACCAAAAGAAAGACAGCUUGGAUGCCAUAAUCACAGGGGUUCCGUCUGAUGAGUUUCAAAGCACACAACAGCAGCAGCAGCAGCAGCAGCAGCCGCAGCAACUGACGCAACUGACGCAACCAGGGGAAGGACUCGAUUCCGUCGAAGCUACUACAACGGAGAUUACCAUGAAGGAAUAA